AUGCGCAGCUACACGUGGGUAAUGGCGCUGAUCGCGUACAUGACGCUUUCCCUCUGUCUGUCGAUCGGUUGGUCACUUCCGGCCAGCGUGAGUUCCAGUGGCUCGGGCGGUAACAGUAACGGGGGCAACGAUCUCGACCUGGACGACCUAACCCGCGAUCGUGUAUCGGGACAGGGGGAAAUAUCAACGUCCCAGUUUCAGCACAUGCUAGCCGUCCGAUCGCCAAAGUACAACUUUGGGCUCGGUAAGCGGCGCUACAUCAUCGAGGACGUGCCCGGUGCAAAACGGUUACCCCAUUAUAACUUCGGUCUCGGAAAGCGCGGGAGCCCUUUGGGAGGCAACGACUACGAGUACGAUGGGUUGAUGGGCAAUCAGCUCGGAUGGAACGAUAACGACUACACCAAUCUGAUCACGAAGGAUGGUCAGUUCGAUUACGACGCAGAAAAGGACAAAGACGCUGCGAAACGAUCUGCCUCUGGUAAUGGUGCUGGUGCCGCGUAUCGCUAUCAUUUCGGCUUGGGCAAGAGACGCACCUACGACUUUGGUCUCGGUAAGCGUUACUUCGACGCGGAAGACUUCAACAAGCGACUGCCAAACCGGUACAACUUUGGCCUCGGCAAGCGCUAA
Molecule: messenger RNA, 627 nt
Organism: Anopheles marshallii
Lineage: Eukaryota; Metazoa; Arthropoda; Insecta; Diptera; Culicidae
Product: helicostatins
Exons: 3
Coding region: 1-627 (208 amino acids)
Molecular function (GO): neuropeptide hormone activity
Source: RefSeq, a predicted model, not a curated record